This is a messenger RNA of Lates calcarifer (barramundi perch), 1719 nucleotides long. RefSeq lists its product as uncharacterized. The transcript is spliced from 11 exons. Lineage: Eukaryota; Metazoa; Chordata; Actinopteri; Centropomidae. The record is from RefSeq and is a predicted model, not a curated record. Gene Ontology annotation, biological process: regulation of apoptotic process. Bases 1 to 1473 code for a protein of 490 amino acids.
AUGUUUGCGCUCAGUGUGCAAACUGUGACUGCAGAGGAAGAGGAGGACAGAGCAGAAUCUCCAGGAUCCACUUCUUUGAACAGGGACUGGUCCACAGAUGAUCCUCAGUACUGGACUCUGAGCUACAAGGAUCCAGACCUGAAAGAGCUAUGUGGUUUUCUGCACAGUCAAGACUGGAGACUGGAGACUCCAAAGGUCCCUGGCAGGGUGAUCAGAGCUUCCAUAGAUAAAACCUGUGUCUCUGACGUCAAACUGAACACAAACGACACAAAGAAGCCAGACGUCACUGAAGACAACAUAAAGAAGCUGAGUGUCUCUGAGGACACCACAAAGAAGCUGGAGCCUCCAUCAAGCUUCAGACCUGAACUGCAAACUGAAUCUGCACGAGUCUCAUACAGGUUCAGGUGUCCUGGUCCAGGUAGGUUCCAGGGUUCUUCAACUGGACUGGUGUUUGUUGUGGAUAAGGAGGUGGAGCUGUUCUACAGGACCGUCCAAUGGGAUGAGAGCCUCCUCCAAUCAGCUGGCAAGACACCUGCAGGGCCUCCGUUCAGUAUCCAGUGUUCUGAGGCUGCUGUCUGUGAGCUCCACCUCCCACACUGUGAAACUAAGGAUGCGUUGCAGGUUAAAGGCCUGCUGUCUGUCGUCCACAUCUCUGAUGAUGGACUGAGCAUCUUGGAGCCUCAGGAGAUCACAGACACUCAUGUGGUGGUGAAGGUCCCUCACCUCUCUGUCUUUGGACUGGUCUGGGAUAUCUUUAAAAGAUUUCUGAACAUCACACUGCCAGUGGAGAGCCAUGUUCUGCUGUUCCUCCGUCCCCCAAGCAGAGGGCCCAGAGUACUUGAUGUAUUUCUGCUGCAGAACAACAUCCCUCUGUCAGAGGUUGAGGCUCAACAAAGACGUGCUGAACACAUCAUGGUCUCUUCUAACUGUCGUCUGGCUAUUGAUCAAAGUUACAGUGUCCACUGUGAACCCGAGGACUUAGAAAUACAGCCUGAGUGUGAGCAGUUUCGCUCAAAUUAUGGACCAAAUUACUUUCCAACCUUUGAAGUUUUCCUGACUUCAAACCCAGAGAGAGUCACUGUGAUGGUCCAAGACCAGGACAAGUCAGAAAUCUGGAAACGUAGUAUCCAUCUGACAGGUCUAAGAGGGGAAACUGUACAAAGAACUCUCCCAUCAGAGGACAGCCUCCCAUCAGAGGACAGCCUCCCAUCAGAGGACAGGCUGCUCUUAGUUCGGACACAGUUUAUUAGCAGAGUGUCUGAAUCUGUUCUAGACCAGCUUCUGGAUAAUCUUCUUGAGCGUGGUGUUGUCAAUGAUGAAGAAAUGCAGUCAGUGAGGGCAAAAAUCAGAGCAGACAAAGCUCGAGACUUGAUCGACACAGUGCGAAGAAAAGGAACUGAGGCCAGUUCAGUUCUGAUUGAUGCUCUCUGUAGGGUGGAUCCAUGCAUCUCCAGAGUGCUCAGAUUAAGAUGAACCAAAGACCAGAAACUGUGGAGUGGAGAAAACUCUGUUUACAUUCAUUACUAAUCUUUAAAUGAGAAGUUGUGUUAUUAACGUUUGUGUUUUUAAUAAGUGGACACUGAUCCUUAAAGUGAUUCACUCAAGUUUGGAAAAAAGGCCUCACACUGUGACCCAACAGAACUUCCAUUCACUAUAAAGUGCACUGCAUUUACAGUCCACCAUUUUAUUUGUGUGUGUAAAUUUAUUCACUAUACAGAG